AUGGCACCAGGAAAAGUGACGACACCAGGAAAAAUGACGACACCAGGAAAAGAAACAACACCAGGAAAGAAAAAUGAAAAUACCAGAAAAAGUGAUAACACCAGGAAGAGAUCAGAAUCAAUACCACCAGAAAAAGUGACAACACCAGGAAAAAGAUCAAAAUCAAUAUCACCAAAAAAAGUGAUAACACUAAGAAAAACUACAGUACUAGGAAAAGCGAUGACACCAGAAAAAGCAAUCAGAAUCAAUGCCACCAGAAAAA
This is a messenger RNA of Racocetra persica, 262 nucleotides long. Lineage: Eukaryota; Fungi; Glomeromycota; Glomeromycetes; Diversisporales; Gigasporaceae. The record is from the annotation of a GenBank genome assembly.